AUGAGCUCUAGUCUUGCGCCUAUAAAACAGCGCGUCAAGCGUCAAUCAAAAAAGGGUAGACAGUCUGGAGCAAACAGAUCAAAUCAAGCAAGCUUUUCUGCUUUACAGCAACCAGGCCCUUCUGGUGCCAAACAAAAGUCAAAAAAGCUAUUAGCGACAACCUUAACACUCCAGCCAAUCCAGGAUCAAGUGAAUUUAAACCAGACAAAACUAGACAUGUACUUGCAUAAAGAACAACAGCACCAGAACUCAGUCGACAUACAGCAAAAGAGAACUAUAGAGCUCAUUCAAGAAAAGAAGCAUGAGCUUAAUAUGAGCACUAAAAUGCGUCAAUUAAUACAGAAAAAGAAGAGUUUCUCUUUAGGGCAUGAUCAUCAAGAAGAUGGAAAAGUAACAAACGUCGAGACAAGUGGUAUCAUACUCUUAAAGAGCAAGGCACGCAGUCGCUAUCAACAUAUACUCCAAAGUCCUUUUGAUGGAUAUGAUGAAGCUGAUGUUGAAGAGGUACUGAUACCCAUUCGAUUGGACAUACAGAAUGAUGGAUAUAGAAUAUGCGAUACGUUUGUCUGGAAUGUCAAUGAUCCAUCAGUAUCUCCUAUCCAAUUUGCAAGAAUUACUUGUGAUGACUUGGGCUUACCUUUAUAUUUCGUACGACUCAUUGCAGCAAGCAUAGUGGACCAGAUUGAGGAUUAUUAUUCAAGUAUAUAUGGUGCGGAUGAAGAAAAUGUAGAAUCAACAUCAUUACACCAUCCACUUGCAAUAAGAAAUACAAAACUUAAAGAUGGGAUGCUUGAUUUGAAAACGGAUUUGUUUACAGGCAAGACUGAACUAAGGAUUUUUAUCAAACUUGAUAUUACUAUUGGUAAUAUGGAACUAAAUGAUAGGUUUGAAUGGGAUAUUACUUGCAAAGAAAACUCUCCUGAAGCAUUUGCAAAGGUGCUGGUAUCUGAAUUAGGAUUAUCAGGUGAAUUUAAAUCAGCGAUUGCUCAUUCUAUACGAGAGCAAAUCUAUACUUAUGUGAAGAGUCUGCACUUAUCUCAAUAUCAUGAUUGGAAUAAAUCCAUAAUGGACCGUGGAUUCAAAAAGUCUUUUUUACCAAUUGUAAAAAAGGCAAUGAGAAACAGCAAUAAGAUCAAGAGAUUCACUCCAAGUGUAGCACAGGUAUUGGAUAGUGAACUUGUAUACAUGGAGAAAGAGACAGUACGUGAAUCAAGAUUAAAAAGAAGAAAUACUCGUCGUGGUCAAAGAGCGAUUACUCUGCCAGGCCUUGAACCUUUAGCUACCUUUCGCUUUGUGUAUGCUGCAAAACUAGAAGAGGAUAAGUAUUCGGUAAAAGAACGGGUGAAUACAACAGAGAAUGUCAUUACCCUACUGUUCCCGUAUCAAUUUGUAGAUGAUAAUACAGAAAGUGUAUAAUUUACGUCUAGUGAAAAUAUGUCUAGAAUAUCUUUGAUUAACUGCUUAGAUAUACA
This is a messenger RNA of Rhizopus microsporus ATCC 52813, 1472 nucleotides long. RefSeq names its product SNF5-domain-containing protein. Bases 1 to 1416 code for a protein of 471 amino acids. Gene Ontology annotation, molecular function: transcription coregulator activity. The transcript has 6 exons. Gene Ontology annotation, biological process: regulation of transcription by RNA polymerase II; chromatin remodeling. The record is from RefSeq and is a predicted model, not a curated record. Gene Ontology annotation, cellular component: nucleus; nuclear chromosome. NCBI's taxonomy places the organism in Eukaryota, Fungi, Mucoromycota, Mucoromycetes, Mucorales, Rhizopodaceae.